CCUGAGAUCGGCUCACUGUGUCUGCUCCCUGAACAGCCUCACUACCGACAACGUGGCAACAAUCACAGCGAACAAAGUUGCCUUUUUCCUCAAACAUGACAAAUCCUUGGAUUGGGAUUAACAGUCACACUAAUGGAGACAACUGACUCUUUAUCAGCUCAUGUGUGUUUCCUCACCAAUGAUGUGGCAGCUGCUCAUGCACUUUGCCUUCUUCUCUGAGCUGUGUUAAAGUCUAACCUUGGAGAUGGAUCGGAGAGGCCAGCAGCUGCCUGACCCCAGUCACAGAAAACAAGACAAAGAGCAUUACUCCAGGUUUGCUCAGCAGGAAUGGGACAUGCAGUAUCCUCCGCCGGACCCCAGAGACAGGGGCCCACACUGGAGCCGCCCUGAUGCCCAUUACAUGCCUGCUUUCCCAGGCCCACCUAGAGCUCAGCUGUUUCCAUACACCUCUCAGGAUUAUGCCUAUAAUUAUGGAUGGCAGGAGCAUCACAGACCUCAGUCCAGGCAUGGUUAUGAAUAUCCCCCCCACAACCACUGGGAUUACCAGGACAGCUACGGCUAUCAUGACUACUACAGAGGACAGCAUGGACCGCGAGAUGGUUCACAGUGGGGUGUCCAUGAUUCAUGGAAAACCAGUCAGUAUCCUGAAAGGACACAUUUUGAGGGCCAUGGAGCGAGCCUCAGCUCAGAGGAGCACAGGUAUGAGCAGAGGAGAGACAACUCCAAGCAUCACUUCAGUGAUUAUAAAGACAUCGAGGAGAUUUCCUCCAACUGGCCUGGGACACUAGAAAGCUCCAAAACCUCAGGAUUGUCCUCCAGCAGCUAUGAGCUGAGUCAGUACAUGAACGGAUCUGAUCUCUGCGAUCCGGACAUUCAGCCUCCUUUCAUCACUGAUGGAGGGCAUCCAGCGGUUCAUCAGAUCUCAGCUCCUAUGAAGUAUUCAACCCCCCACGCAGUGGUGAGCUUCGGGCCUGCAGGCCAGCUCAUACGGGUCAGUCCGGCUCAGGAGAAAUUGAGUCAGCUGGAAAUCCACAGUCUGGAGGUCCUACUGAGUGAGACGCCAGAACAGCAGGAGAUGAGAAACUUUCCUGGACCUUUAACUCGGGAAGAUUUGCAUAAAGUAGAUGCAAUAGAGUUUGCCCAUCAGCAGGCAGGAGCCUGCAUGAGAGAUGGCAAGCUGCCUGAUCGGAGCUCUGCUGCCCUCUUGUGGAACCUACUGAUACUUCUCUGCAGACAGAAUGGACAAAUCGUUGGCUCAGAUAUUGCUGAGCUCCUGAUGCAGGACUCCCGUCCAGAUGGAAGCUGGAAGCCUGAUGUUCCCACACUCAUUGACUUUGAUGAGCACCCAGUAGCCACAGCAGCGCCUGCUAGAGGAGACGAUCUUCUCACAGGAGAUCCCAGCAGUUCUAGAGAGAGCCCAGAAAAGGCCCUGCUGAGUUACACUCAGCUACUGCUGGCUGGAAGGAAGAAGGAGGCCCUGGAGUCUGCUAUGACCAGCGGCCUGUGGGGGCACGCACUUUUUCUGGCCAGCAAAAUGGGCAGCAGAUCAUAUACCACAGUGCUGAGCAGGUUUACCAGCCAGCUAGUAGCCAGUGAUCCCCUCCAGACUCUGUUCCAGCUCCUGUCUGGGAGAAUCCCAGCUGCAUCUAUGUGCUGUGGAAAUGAAAAGUGGGGUGACUGGAGGCCCCAUCUGGCUGUGAUGCUCUCCAAUGAGACGGGAGAUCCCGCCGUACAGCAGAAGGCCAUCCUCACCAUGGGAGACUCUCUCGCUUCCAGGGGCCUGAUACAUGCGGCACAUGUGUGUUACCUGACAGCCGGCGCUUCCUUCGGGGUGUUUCCACAGAAGGCAGAGAGACUCGUGCUUCUUGGCAGCAGCCACAGGCAGUGUUUUGGAAACUUUGCUUCAAAUUCGGCCAUCCAGUGUACCGAGUUAUACGAGUACUGUCAGACACUUGGAGGAAAAUCCUUUUCAAUCCCAUCCUUUCAGGUGUAUAAGCUGCUGUAUGCCAGUCGGCUGCUGGACUGUGGGCUUUGGUCCCAGGCCUUCCAUUACUGCGAGGUGGUAGGGCAGGCCGUCCUCAGGCAGACGGAGCCGCACUAUGCGCUGACAGAGCAGGUUAUUAAGCUGUCAGACAGACUCAGGUUCUCAGAGGGUCAGUAUGGUGAAGCCGUGUUUGGAGGAGCAGCACAGGAACCAGAGUGGCUCAAACAGCUUCGGACACGACACCAGCGCUUACAGAUGGGGAUUUAUGACCAAAGUGAUAUAAACCACGUAGCUCCACAGAGCCAUGUUUCGGCCCAUGAUGACUGCCAGCUGUACCCAGAAUCUGACCUGGAUGAUUUAAGUUGUCAUAAAGAGGAUCCAGAGCCUGAGCUCCUUUAUUUUAGAGGCUCUGAGCAACAGGACCCUAUGAUCCACGGGACAGGAGAGGAAACGGGGGAACUGUUGUUGAUGUCGAACACUAACACACAAACACAGCACAGGCCGCAUGCCAAUACUCCUUUCAUGCCAACAAUGGUGGCUGAAACUCCCACUGUGCCCAUGAGCCAAAAUAUCAGCAAUCAUUACACGGAUGGUGUUGAAGUCAGAAGUUCCCCGCCACAUUGUGCUCUGAGUAAUCUUUCAUUGGCAGCUGCUGAGGCAGACACGUCUUCUGAGCCGGGGACGGACAUGAACAAUCAGAUGCUUGAGGUUAACACCAGUCACGAUCAAAGCCAGCGGGUUAUCACUGGCCCCUCAGAGGAGUCUGAGGGGCCCAAAGAGGCUCCUAAACAGAGCGCAAAAACCGGGUGGUUCAGCGGCUGGUUCAAAUCGAAGCCAAAAGAAGCCCAAAAGGAAACUAGAGAGAACGACAUUCCAGCUCAGACGGACCCGCUCCCACCCGUCAGCCACCACCCUCCUCGUCCCGGCACAUUUCCCCCCUCCCUCUCCCCUGCUGGGGUCAAUCCUUUCUCAAGGAAAGCAGGCCAGCAGCCAAGGUAGUAAAUGCCGCAUAACUCCAUAACAGACUCCUACAGCUGAAUCACCACCGCGCUGCAUGCAAGGCACAGAAAUACCAGCCACUCAUAUUGCACAGCUGAGGCAUGCUUCCUGAAAGCUGACUGUGGGGAAAGUACCACGGGAUGCAGGACGGUAUCACUGGCAAAGAAGCUGGAAGCCAACUUUAAUGACUUUUACACACUACUUUACGGUUCUGAUUGUGCAAACCCAUCCUGCUGUAUCUGAUAUUUUAGCCUUUUGAAUGUUUAGAAGAAAAGUUCCAGUGUUUUUUGUUUUUUUUUAUAACAGCAACUGCCAAAAAAUCUUUUCUACCUGAUAUUAUAACUGUCCAGUAUGAUCGUCUUAGUGCUUUGAAGACAGUCCAGGCUGUCUUUUUCAGUAUUAUACUUACAAAAUGCACCCAAAAUAAAAAUAAAUAAGUAUAGCACAAAAUAUAUAGGUGUAAAUAGAUAAGAUGAGGGAACUUCCUGGAUUUUAUUUCUCAUCUUUUCUUCAUCCUUGAGAUUUUCAGCAAUCUGACCCGAUAAUCUGACUGAAUUGUUUCUGUAAAGUACCUUUAGAUUAAUUUUGAUGUGUACCUGUGUUAUAUCAAUAAACUCUAUUGAAUCAAAAUUUACAUUUAUUAAAAUGCUUUAUUAAAAAAAUACAAUUAAUAUUUAAUGUCAUAAUUUUAAAGGUAUUCCUAAUUAUCUAUUAGCAUAUUUAAUAAUUCAAUUUUACAUAUUUCAUCAUAUAAUGGUACAUAUAUUUAUUCAAUGAUGUAUUAGAUAAACUAAGUGAUAUAUUGAAUUAUUUUAUGGUACGUUAAUUUAUUUACUUUUAAAAAAUUUUAUGGUAAUUUUUUUAUUUCAUUAAAUAUUUACACCUAUUUAUUUAAUGCUGUAUUUACUGUGGUUAUUCACAGUUUUAAGCUGUUUGUUGUAUACAAGCCUGUAUAGCCAAAAACAUCACUAUUUUAUUAUUUAUCUUGUAAAAAUUUAUGUAUACUAUUGAGAGCUUUAAAGUUUUACCGACACUAAAUAACUUUUCAAACUUCAGCUAAUAUUUUUUAUAUCUUUUGUGAUUAUAAGUUGACCUACAACUAUUUGAGUGACCCCUUUCUCAUGGCCUUAUUUUCAACAUAUGAUUGGAUUCUUUAGCUCAUUGCUAUUCAUCUUUCUCAACGCCACUGGAAACAUUA
This is a messenger RNA of Cyprinodon tularosa, 4181 nucleotides long. It is a transcript of the gene sec16b, whose product is annotated as SEC16 homolog B, endoplasmic reticulum export factor. Gene Ontology annotation, biological process: COPII vesicle coat assembly; autophagy; Golgi organization. Gene Ontology annotation, cellular component: ER to Golgi transport vesicle membrane; endoplasmic reticulum exit site. The record is from RefSeq and is a predicted model, not a curated record. The coding region runs from base 245 to 2983 and encodes 912 amino acids. Lineage: Eukaryota; Metazoa; Chordata; Actinopteri; Cyprinodontiformes; Cyprinodontidae. The transcript has 26 exons.